UAACAAUUUUGGGGAUUGCCCCUUCCUGUUCCAACAUGACUGCACACCAGUGCACAAAGCAAGGUCCAUAAAGACAUGGAUGACCUGCUUGUCUCUAGCCCAGUGUUUCUCAACUCCAGUCCUCAUGGACCCCCAACAGGUCAUGUUUUCAGGAUUUCCAUUAUUUUGCACAGGUGAUUUGAUCAGUUUCACUGCCUUAGUAAUUACCACAGCUGUUUCAUCUGAGGGAAAUCCUGAAAACAUGACCUGUUGGGGGUCCAUGAGGACUGGAGUUGAGAAACACUGCUCUAGCCCAUGCCCCUCCAGGCUGUUU
Molecule: messenger RNA, 313 nt
Organism: Staurois parvus
Lineage: Eukaryota; Metazoa; Chordata; Amphibia; Anura; Ranidae
Source: the annotation of a GenBank genome assembly